AUGGACUUGGAGGUGGUUCUUGGCCUUGCUCUUGGGUCACUGAUUAUUUGCUGUGGCUUGUUGAAAUGGAAUGAGGUGAGGUACAAGAAGAAAGGGCUGCCACCAGGUACGAUGGGGUGGCCAGUAUUUGGGGAGACCACACAAUUUCUGAAGCAAGGCCCUGACUUUUUGAAGAAGCAGAGAGCUAGGUAUGGGAAUUUGUUCAAAACACACAUGUUGGGAAGUCCUAGCGUAAUUUGCCUGGAUCCAGAGCUCAACAAAUACAUUCUGAUGAAUGAAGGGAAGGGCCUUGUCCCCGGCUAUCCAAAAUCCAUGCAGGAUUUGAUGGGUAAAUGGAACAUUUCACGUGUUUAUGGUUCUCUCCACAAGUCUAUGAGGACUGCGGUGCUCAGUCACAUGGGUUCCAAUACGAUCAAAAGCGGAUUAAUUUCAGAGUUUGAUGAAUUCUUGAGAACCCAUCUCAGCAGCUGGAGUGGCAAAGUCAUUGAUAUCCAGGAGAAGGCCGAGGAGUUGUGGUUGCUCUCAACCUUGGAGCAGAUUGUUGGCAUUCAAAAUGAUGUGAUGGCCCAGGAACUCAAAUCAGAGUUCAUGAACUUGGUUUCAGGAACACUGUCCUUGCCUAUAUAUUUCCCUGGUACAAACUAUCAUCGCGGGUUCCAGGCAAGAAGGAAGAUCAUAAGCAUACUCGAAAAAUUAAUUGAGGAGAAAAAAGCAUCACCAAGCUCCCAGAAUCGCAUGCUUGACUCCCUUCUGAGAUUUGAUGAUGACACAGAAGCAAAAUUCAGUGAUGAGCAGAUUAUUGAUCUCGUCAUUACCAUGGUCUAUUCGGGGUUCGAAACUGUUUCUACUACUGCAAUGAUGGCUAUCAAGUACCUAUAUGAGCACCCAAGAGCUCUUGAAGAAAUAAGAAAUGAGCAAUUUGGCAUCAGAAAUAAGAAGUCACCUGAGGACAUGUUAGACUGGAACGAUUACAAAUCUAUGAAUUUUACUCGUGCGGUAAUCCUUGAAACUCUGAGAUUAGCAACAGUCGUUAACGGGGUGCUGAGGCAAGCAACUAAAGAUAUAGAACUGAAAGGAUACAUUAUUCCAAAAGGGUGGAGAAUCUACGUUUACACAAGGGAGAUUAACUAUGAUCCCUCAAUGUAUCCCGAACCUCUGGAGUUCAAUCCUUGGAGAUGGCUGGAUAAGAACCUGGAGUCUCACCAACACUUCCUGGUGUUUGGGGCAGGAGGUAGGCUAUGCCCGGGGAAAGAAAUGGGAAUGGUAGAAAUUGCAACGUUUCUUCAUCACUUUGUGACUAAAUAUAGAUGGGAAGAAGUUGGAGACAAUAAAAUAUGGAAAUUUCCAAGAGUUGAAGCCCCUAAUGGGCUACAUAUCCGCAUAUGGGAUUACUGA
Molecule: messenger RNA, 1395 nt
Organism: Elaeis guineensis (African oil palm)
Lineage: Eukaryota; Viridiplantae; Streptophyta; Magnoliopsida; Arecales; Arecaceae
Product: cytochrome P450 85A1-like
Biological process (GO): brassinosteroid biosynthetic process; sterol metabolic process; brassinosteroid homeostasis
Molecular function (GO): iron ion binding; heme binding; oxidoreductase activity, acting on paired donors, with incorporation or reduction of molecular oxygen
Source: RefSeq, a predicted model, not a curated record